UCUGAUGACCACCUUCUCACUCUCUCUCUGAGCCUACACUCUCUCUCCCUUUCUUGCUCCCCAUCUCUCUUCCUCCCUCUUUAUUUCUCCCACCCUCCAUCCUUCUGUAGGUUUUUAUUCAGUCAGUGGCAGCUCCCUAUCAGACUCCUGCUACUCUGUGUCCAGUGAGGCAUCCCUGGCACAGGGGGGUCCAGUAAAAGUUGGGCUAGUCCGGACUGGACCAGGACCACCCUCAGGGGGAGCCUUCAGGCUGUGGGAGCAGCGGGCUCUCUCUGCAGACCACAGAGACAGACAGUGGCCGGAGGCCACGCAGCAUCCAAGAACUCAGAGCAUUGAGGAGACCACAGAGAUCACUGAUAGGACACCAGUGUCUACGGUUGACCUGGAAAUGAACAGCCUUUUCUUCCUCUCUGACCUGUGCGCCAGCCUGGGUGACCCCCAUGACGGCUCCCUCCUCCCGCUGCCUGACCUCCGACCCCAACUCGACCCCAGGUUCUGUUCUGACCUGGUGUCCCGGAGGACCAAGGAGGUGUACCCGUACCCCAGCCCCCUCCAUGCCGUGGCCCUCCAGAGCCCCCUCUUCACCUACAGUCAGGACCCCUCUCCCUCCUCUCGCCUCUCGCCGAGUCCGGACUCCUCUACCCAGGCUGAAGAAUCUCAGUCCACUCCCCUCUUCCGGUCCCCCCAGACUCCUCAGCCCUCCACCUUCACCCAGCUGGAGCAGUACAUCACCAGGCUGGCUCGCCAGUACCGAAGCCGGAUUGCCCCCCCUGACACCACCCUUACCUCCAUCCCCAGGCAAGGCUCCCACAGGGGCCCCAGAACCCCUGGCCACGGCUCCACUCAGUCGCUGUCGGCCUUUGAGAACCGCAGUACCCCCUCCAACCUGACAGGGGGCAGUGUGACGCCCUGCAAGUCUUUUCUGGGAAACUCUGCACGGGUCAGCCUCAGCAGUAUCAGUAAGAAGGCCAGUAGGAACUCCAUUAACCUGGGCCACCUGCCCUCAGCGACAGGAGAAGAUCUCAAAAUCAACCUCCAUCUCAACCUCAGUCUCAACCUCAGCCCCAAUCUGAACAAAAACCUGGGUUUAGACUCAAACUCCAAUGAAGGUAUUAGCACUAGUGGUGUAUUAAGGAGUGACCAUGCUACCCCCACUGCCUCCCCCUCUCCUUCCACCUCCUCCCUCUCCAGCGCCGCCACUCCCACCCCUGCCCUGAGGGUGAGGCCACGCAUCUCAACCUGUCCCUCCAACCUCAAUCACCGGAGCUCUUUGGAGGUCACCGGGUCAGGGGCUGGGUCAGGUCUAGAAUUCUCCCGCUCACUGGACUGGAGUAGAUUGGAUUCUUCACCAGGGAAAGUGACAAUGAGUCAACCUAACGUCAAUGCCCCGGACACCAGCCCUGGUAUGCUCAGCGAGGACUCAGCGAUGGUGGGGGAGAUCUCCCGUCUCUCUGGCCUGCCCCGGGCUGUGGUGGUGGGGCUGAUGGAGCAGGGUGUGGAGCUGGAUGUUGACUGCUUCCAGAGCGACACCGAGAGAAAAGGUCAGGGGUCAGAGUUUAAAGGCCAAAGCUCCUCCCCUUCCUCCCGCCAGACAGCCCGGAAUGACCACCAGUCUCAUCAUCAUGAUUAUUCCAGUGUCCGCCACCUCCACGCCAGUAACGAGACUGACCUCGACCCCCAGAAGACGAUCCAUCAGUCCCUCAGUGUCACCAACUCCUCCAGUUCCCAUUCCAGUAGCCCCAAUCACCCUUACCAGUCCACCUCAACCCAUCCAUCUACCCAUCAUCAUGUCACCCACCACCACACACAUACCUUCCACUGCCAACAAACCCCUUCCCCAUCCGACCCCUCUUCCUCUACUGCCUCCUCCCCCUCGUCUCGUGACCACCCCAGGGUACACUCCCCACCCCGCCCUCUCCAGCCCUCCCCCCUCGCCACUACUCCAUUCUCUGUGUUCCGGCGGGAUGACCCAUUCCAGUGCUCCCUGCCUCGCAUCAGUGACAGCAGCUCACUACAAGGGGGCGGCAUCCGGCCCAGAGGGGGGUCGCUACGGCAGGAGUUGGUGAGGGCAUCGACGGUGAGCAGCUUCCACAGGAAACAGAGGUGCUACAGCAGCAACUGGGGAGAGGAAGGCAGUCACGACAUGGCCCAGACGCCAAAGAAGGGGGCAGACAAACUCUGGGACUUCGAAGGGCAUUCAUGGGGGAAAGAAGCUGAGGAGGAGAACAAGGAGAGGUGGAAGAGAGAGGGGAUCAGGAGAAAGAAGGAAAAUUACCAAAAGGAGAAGCUGCAGGCCAACAAAGAGACAGAUAGGCGACAGAAAGAGAGCAGUGCCUCAAAACGCAGAGGGAAGGGUGGUGGUGGUGGCUGGGACAAGCGUAGCUCCAGCCUGAGGCUGUCCAGACAGGCUCUGUUCCGCAGUGAGUCCCAGGGGGAAGUGCUGGAUCCUCGAGCCCUAAAAAAGGAGCAUCUGAGGGGGGCACAGUGGACCUCUUCCCUGGACAUCGGCAGAGGCAUGGAGCUCAGUGUGGAGGGGGGCACCCCUCACACGCUCACGCUCGCUGAGGGACCUGAGUAG
This is a messenger RNA of Oncorhynchus gorbuscha (pink salmon), 2578 nucleotides long. Its product is annotated as probable serine/threonine-protein kinase DDB_G0282963. Gene Ontology annotation, biological process: negative regulation of nodal signaling pathway. Gene Ontology annotation, cellular component: cytoplasm. The record is from RefSeq and is a predicted model, not a curated record. Bases 389 to 2578 code for a protein of 729 amino acids. Lineage: Eukaryota; Metazoa; Chordata; Actinopteri; Salmoniformes; Salmonidae. The transcript is spliced from 4 exons.